Stegastes partitus (bicolor damselfish) is the source of this 2094-nucleotide messenger RNA. Its product is annotated as transcription initiation factor TFIID subunit 4-like. The transcript has 15 exons. Gene Ontology annotation, molecular function: RNA polymerase II general transcription initiation factor activity; DNA binding; protein heterodimerization activity. The coding region runs from base 1 to 2094 and encodes 697 amino acids. Gene Ontology annotation, biological process: transcription initiation at RNA polymerase II promoter; DNA-templated transcription. Gene Ontology annotation, cellular component: transcription factor TFIID complex. NCBI's taxonomy places the organism in Eukaryota, Metazoa, Chordata, Actinopteri, Pomacentridae. The record is from RefSeq and is a predicted model, not a curated record.
AUGGCCACAAAUAAAGUGGUCAUCGAAGGCCAGAAGCUGGAGUCCUGUGGGGCAGCAGGGGAUGGAGACUGCUCUGUUCAAGUCCGGAUAUUACAGGUCCCAGCUAAAUGUGGGCCCAUCUGUGCAGUUCAACCCCCACCGACUGCUGCAAGUACCUCAGAAGGUGACUGUGUCCCACCUAAAGUCAUCCCCAGUCGUCAGGGAUACCAGCCUACCUCAUCCUCUGUAGGUACAGGCCCAGGCUCUCACACUUCCCCUCCUUCCAUCAUGGUGGUUGCAAAGGCAGCCACUCCAGGAGGAAUGAAUCCUAAGGUUGCAACUCCUGGAAGGACUAUGGUUAUAGCUGUGCCCAGAUCAGCAGCUCCACAGCCAGUCGCCCCUCGACCGCAACAGACUGCUUCUGCACAGCUCCCUGCCAAUAUCCAGAUACCACCAGGUAUGAUGCUGAUCCGCAGUGACAGUGGUCAGCUGAUGCUGGUAUCCCAGCAGGCUUUGGCACAGGCUCAACAUGGACCCAGAGUUGUCAGCGGUCAAGCACCAAGAAUACUGGCAACACCGGUGUGUGUACCUGCAGCAGCUGGAGGUAAAAGUAACGAGAAGGUGACAGUGAUCCGGAUGGCAGCACCCUCCGGUUUCCAGCCAGCACCAGUCCAGAAGACAGCUGUGGUGAUUGGUGUUGCUCCCAAACCAUCUGUGGUUCAGACCCUCAGUACUGUGUCUGAUUGGGAGAGUCUUCCUCGCAUUCAGACGGCCAUUACAGAAAUCAAAAAGGAUCCACCAGCCACGUUCAGUCAGGAAACCCUGGAAAGUGUGAAAAAGUGCAAGAACUUCCUGGUAACUCUGAUCAAGCUGGCUUCGAGUGAUUCCAAGUCUGCUAACAUGGCUAACAAUGUCAGAGGACUGGUCAGAAGUCUGCUGGAAGGGAAGCUGGAAGCAGAGGAGUUUACAGAACAGCUCUAUGAUGAGUUGAAGUCGACUCCGCAGCCCUGCUUGGUGCCUUUUCUCAAGAAAAGUCUUCCUGCAGUUCGUUGCCUUACCGCAGACCCCCAGUUAUUUAUCCAACAAGCUUCAGCUUCCACCCGCAACCCCACUCCUCUGUCAUCCACUGUGAAGCCUUCCAGCACUGACACAGGACAAACCCUGAAGACCAACCAGCAGGUAACCAAAUGUUGUUUGCAGGCUCGAGGAGUGACUGUGAGACCUGGGCUGACAACAUUCACCCAGUCAAGACAUUAUGUGUAUAAAAGAGGUGGACCUGUCCCCAAACACACAGUGGUCCAGUCAGGAAGACACUUUGCAGGAGCUUUUUCAUUGAAGCAGACCUUCUCUCAGGAUCCACCUCCUUUUACCAAAUCUGCAUUCAAAGACAGCUUAGGAUCAUACAAAGAAGAUGAUGACAUUAAUGAUGUCGCCUCCAUGGCUGGAGUCAACCUGAGAGAGGAGAACGCACAGAUCCUGACCACCGUGGUCGGCUCUGUGGUGCAGUCAUGCCAGGAUCAGCUGUUCCUCUCACCUCACCCGGUACUCAGCCGGAUCCUUCACACAGGACAGGCACUGGGAGUAACUGAUGUGGGUCCAGAGGUGGUAGCUCUGGUUUCUCAUGCCACUCAGGAGUGUCUUCGUGGGCUGCUGGAGAAACUCACUGUGAUUGCUGAACACCGCAAGGCUGCCCUGAAGGAGGACCAGUGGCAUGCUAAAGCCAGUGAUGUGCGCUCUCAGCUUCGCUUCCUGGAAGAAAUUGAGAGUUUGAAGAAGAAGAGAAAAGAUGAAGAGGAAAGAGAGCGACUGCUACGUUUGGCCAGAAGUCGCUCACACACAGAGGAUCCACAGCAACAGCAGCUCAGGCAAAAAGCCAAAGAGCUACAGCAAAUAGAAGAAGCUCAGCUGCAGCAAAGAGAAGCCAACCUCCACGCACUGGCUGCCAUCGGGCCUCGCAAGAAGAGACCCCUGGAUCAGACCGAAGGCCAGGUGUCUCUGCUGCCCAGACAAGGCAUCCACAGAGUGACUCGGGUGAUGCUGAAGGACCUGCUGGCUUGUAUGGAGCAGGAGCACUUCCUUCGUCAUUCUCUCACUCUCUACAAAGCGAUGCUGUGA